CUUUUCGCAAGAGGGGGGUCGGCACUGCUCCGGACCGAGCCAGCCCAGGCUUUGGAAGGCCCAACCGGCGCCGUUGGCUUGAUGACGUUUUUCCAACCGAACCGGUCCAAUGUAAUGGUGCUCUUUAGAGAAACGCGGAGAAGUAAAAAGCCCCUUCCCCACAUUGCCAGCAGCUGUUCUUUGUGUGUUUCCUACGAAGAACGGUUUCAAAGGUGAUGCGCAGGAAUCCGGUUCUGGAAGGACUAAUAUCAGCCUCUUAGCUAGCCAUGGCGGGUCAGGAGGGUGCACCCAGUUCAGGGCAUUCUGAUGGAGGCCUUUUCGGAAAAUUGAUGCAUACCGUCAUUGACAAUGUGGGCCCAAAACUGCAGGAGGCAAUUGCACACGUUGAGAAGCCGUCUGCUGAUGUCACAGGUGUUUCGCUGAAGGGCCUGACGCUAGACGCUGCGACGCUCGCUUUUGACGUCGGGGUCAAGAACCCAUACCCGGUCGCACUUCCCCUGCUUGAUCUCAAUUACAAGAUUCACAGCAACGGCGCGCAGCUGAUGGCUGGCACAUUGCCUUCCGCUGGGAGCAUCGACCCGCUUUCCACACGCAGCCUCCAGAUCCCGGCCGCCUUCACGUUCGCCACACUCUACAAACUCGUGCAGGGUAUCCGACCGGGAGCGCUAAUUCCGUACGUCCUAGAAGCCAGUCUGGGAAUCCACGCCCCAGUGAUCGGACGGUUCGACAUCCCGUUCUCGAAGCAGGGCCAGCUGCCAAUCCCGGCGGUUCCGGAAGUUGACGUCGAAAGCAUUGCGUGGAAGGACCUGUCCUUGGAUAACGCAACUGCAAACAUGCGGUUAAACAUCGGCAACAAGAACGACUUCGACUUAGGCCUUAAACAGCUGGCUUACGACCUCUCCUUAGGCGGCCACCCAGUCGUCAAAACUUCCAUUUCAAAACCCACGACGCUCGCGAAGGGCCAAAAGGGCGUGCUCGACAUCCCGUUAUCCUUUAACCCAAUGGACCUCGGGAUGGCGGUCUUCAACAUGAUUAGCGGUCACGGGGCCGGGUACGGGCUCGCGGGGUCGAUGGAUGUCGACACGCCGUUUGGGCCGUUACACUUGCCGUUCAAUAAGAUUGGGGAGACGUUAUUUGGGGGUUCCGGGAAGAAAGAGUUGGAUCCGAGCACGUUAGCGCAGGGGAAUGCCGUUGGAGCGACGGAAGGUACGGUGCAAGUUGACCCGAAUGCGAGGGGAAUGCAAGUGGAUGAGUCCGAGACGAAUGUAACGUUGGGCAAUAGCGGCGUCAUCUCGACGGGUUGACAGCCCGAUUUUCUAAUUGCAAGUCAAUUAGUAACCCACUGACGGUAUAGCUUAAGGUGUUAGGCCUUCACCGUGUCUCACAGACUUGCUUCCCAAAUCGUCUCGUCAAAGUACAGAUUCUGAUAGUGUAUAACCCGUUGCUUUUGACCCUUGCUUGAUAUAUCAAGAAGUUGAUCUGUGGUUAUAACUUCAUAGGCUUGAUAACUGAAUAAGACCUUUUAAUGCGAGCUUCAAUACCGUCCGGCCCUACCUGAUUCUUGUUGGGACAGUUUUAUUGGCCGCGCUAGUAGCCUAGUAGCCUAGUAGCCUGAGGUUGUUCCAGAAUUCCAUUUUUAUUUGGAAUUUGUACCAGGGUGGCCGCGCAUGCUAGUGAGAUUAUGGAUCAGUUGAAUUCUGAUUGUCGAGUUAGCUGAGCUCCACAGUGUUUCUCAUCAUCCCGGA
Klebsormidium nitens is the source of this 1745-nucleotide messenger RNA. NCBI's taxonomy places the organism in Eukaryota, Viridiplantae, Streptophyta, Klebsormidiophyceae, Klebsormidiales, Klebsormidiaceae. The record is from the annotation of a GenBank genome assembly.